UAAUUAAACCAUCCCAAAGAUCGUAUUCUGACCAGAAUUCGCCAAAGCUAUUCGUCAUGAAGAUUAUUGGCACUGUACUGCUGGUAGCAGCCUUAGCUUCGGCAAACUCUCUGCAGGAUGACGAAGUUAUCACAAACACCACACAGAUUGUAAUUGGUCCGGGCGGCGAAAUUUACCACCUUGCGACCAUCCCGUCCGAAAACAAGGAGGAGGUAGAGAUCACCGAUGAGGAUGGGAAUCACAUCACAACUGUCCAUAACUUCAUCAAUGAGGGAUAUAUCGUGGAAAACCCGACGCACCGAGACGUUUGUUUCAUCAGACAGUCUUCUGAUGGAAACAGCACAUGUUUUGUCGAGAACCCAGUAAAGAACGCUCUACCUUCGUCAUUGCAAGAUAUAUGUCAAGGAAGGGAACGCGUCACCCUGAAGCCAUUCGCAUGUGAUCACCCUGCACUUGACGCUGCAGUUCCACAGGCCGAUAAAAGGAGCAUUAUGGUCACACACUGCGUCUACGACCGUCAUGUGAACACAGUAUGCUCCAGUAAAUACUGCUGUAAAAAGUUUAUUUGGUGUUGGAAGCACUGCUGCAAAUACACCGUGAAGGUCAGCUGGACCAGGAGGUGCAUCACCGGUCAUUCCUCGGCUUUUUAAAAAAAACUUACAGUUUGAAUUUUUGUCAUUGGACUAUUUAAUUGCUAGAUGCAAAUUUAACGCUUUCAAGCCCUUUUUUUAUUUCAUUUCUGUUCUUCUGCAAUUUCAUGUCGAAAUAUAAGUAUUGAUAAACUAUGUGUGUGAUUUUAUGCAUUUCCUUUUUGUUGGAAUACCGUCAAAAUGAUGUUAAUAAUAAUAUACAUAAACAAAACAUUUGGUUUUAUUUAUUCAGAACUACAUGUAUUUAAAAAUAACAACAGCACAUUUGCGUCAACAUUUGCAGCUUCUGGUGUUAAAUUAUGCUAUCUUAUCUUAUCUUAUCUUAUCUUUCGCUUGAAUAAAUCUUGAAAAUAU
This is a messenger RNA of Mya arenaria, 1004 nucleotides long. RefSeq lists its product as uncharacterized. NCBI's taxonomy places the organism in Eukaryota, Metazoa, Mollusca, Bivalvia, Myida, Myidae. The record is from RefSeq and is a predicted model, not a curated record. The transcript is spliced from 6 exons. Bases 57 to 650 code for a protein of 197 amino acids.